This is a messenger RNA of Benincasa hispida (wax gourd), 10401 nucleotides long. Its product is annotated as spatacsin carboxy-terminus protein. Gene Ontology annotation, cellular component: cytoplasm. The record is from RefSeq and is a predicted model, not a curated record. Lineage: Eukaryota; Viridiplantae; Streptophyta; Magnoliopsida; Cucurbitales; Cucurbitaceae.
AAGCCCAUACUAUCUGCAAUUUUGGUCGGUAAGACAAAGACUGUAACGAUUCCCUUGUGAAAUCCUGUUGUCUUCUCCGUUGCCAUCGAUUGCAUAAUUCCGAUAACUCAGCUCAACAGAUUGAGAGGCAGAGAAUCAUGAUUGUGAAAAUGGCUUCCUCCGUCGAUUAGGUUACCCCUUCGAGCUCCAGGAUGGACUCGGUUUCAGGUUGUGAAGGUCCUGUCAUUCUGCAGCUGCAGAAGUGGAGUCCUUCACAGUCUCAACUUAACCUCUCAGAGUAUCGCGAAGCUUUUAUUUCUCCUACAAGGCAAAAUUUGUUAUUACAUUCAUACAAAUAUGAAGCUUUGCUUCUUCCUCUAAAUACAGGGGACAUUCGGUGUAGUAAUAACUUCCCAAAUGAAUAUGAUAUCAACUUAAAAGAUUUGGGAUCAUUAGCUUUCUCAGAAGAAGUGUCAACUGCAUCUAGGUCGGAAGAUGCAGAAGGUGAUGUACAAUGCUCUAACAGAUCAGUUAUUGAUAUUGAUAAGGAGUCUCCUACUGGAAACAAAUCUUCUAGGGCUAAUUGUAACAACUUCCUUGGUGAUGUAAGUUCACUUGCUUGGGGGCUUUGUGGAGAUAACUAUAAGAAGCACGAAAAUUCUUAUUUUAUGGAAAUUUUAUUUGUAUCGGGAAAUCAUGGUGUCACUGCUCAUGCUUUUUGCCAACCAAAAAACAUUGUUGCUGAGGCUAAAAAUAUGGUCCAGUCUGAGUUCUGGAAAGGAAGGUGGGUGGAAUGGGGAGCUGAUCCAACAUUGCCUCAAAUUUUGGAGGUCCAAGAACGUUCUGGUUCUUGUGAAACCUUUGGACAUGUCGAUGAAAAUGGGAGGAAUCAGAAUGGGGAAAUGUUGCGUAGUUCAUACUCUGAGUGUGAGAAUGAUGCAUUGUUGUCAGGAAAUAGUGCAUCUAAGAGAUAUUUACAAUCAUUUCUUGCUAAAGUUAAGACUAUUGAAUAUGAAGAUGACAUUUGGACUAUGUACCCGGAAAAAACCUCAGUGCCUUGCUUUACAAAGGUGGUUUCAUUUAAUAUAUUUAAUUAUAACCUGCCGCCACCAAUUUCUGUUGAUGAUUCUUCUGUUAAUGAACAGAGCUGGCAUGAAAUAAUCCUUGGAACACCCAGUAUUAUAAGGUCUACUUCAUCUGACACACGUUUUCUAUCUGACAUUUUAUCCAAUGUAUUUGACAUUGGCACGAAUAAAUCAUACAAAUGUUCCAGAAUAUUUGCUAGCAACUCACAUAUUUUAAUUGGAUUUGUCUUAAAGAUAGUGGAAUCAGUGUCUGCUGAUAAAGGCGAUGAAAUUGCAAGCAGAAAUGAUACUUUAAUUCUUGUUGCUAGAGUUGGAAAUUUGGGAAUUAAGUGGGUUUCUUCUGUUGAAUUUGAGAAAAGCCAAUAUGUUUCACCGACGAUGGAGUGGGCAGAUUUCUGCUUUUCAAAUGACUUUAUCGUUUGUUUAAGCGACUCCGGUUUUAUUUUCAUACACUCUGCCUUGUCUGGCAAGCAUGUUACAUGUAUAGAUGUUUUACAGGCUUGUGGACUCGAUCCUAAGUACUUACAAGAGAAACAGGAUUUGCAAAUGAAACAAGUAGAUCAAGUCCAGGAAGUUGUAUCGUGUAGACGUGGUAGUCUCUACCACACAAGAAAGUUUAGAAGGUUGUUAUUGGAUUCUCUUUCCUCACGUUUUGCUGUGAUCGAUACAUUUGGUGUAAUGUAUGUUGUUUCUUCUGUUGACCGUAUGUUAGAGCACUGUCAUGGAUCUGAAAAUCUGCUUCCACCUUAUCACAAUUUUGAACUUGGGAAGGCUCCAGUUAGUUGGGAGGGUGGUGGUUAUGACAUAGGUUGCCAGAGAAACUAUUCAGAAUCAUUGGGGCCUCAUUCAUGUGGGAAUUGUUCUAUGAAAAAUGAAGGUGCUUCACUUUGGGGUAAUACUAAAUCAAAUGUGCUUCAGAAUAUCCAGGACUCAAAGGUUUAUACGGGGAAAAGAUAUAAGUGCUCUUGUUUAACUGCUUCUUCUCCGAUUUUACAAGAUCAGAAGUCCCAGGGUGGUGAAUUACAGUCUUGCAUGAUGCGGAAGAUAUUUCUUUCUGGUUGGAAAACUAAUGAAAAUGAUUGCUUCUGCUUCUCUCCUAUGGGACUUACUCAAUACAUUAGAAGAUGUAAUAUAAAUGGCCCAAAUUGCUAUCAAGUUGUCCAUUUUGAUUUGCAUCUGAAGUCUGAAGUCCAUGAUGAUAGCUGCUUGAAAUCCCAAAUGAUUUUUAUUGAUGGAAGGAAAAAAGAUCUUGUUGGAGAGGCAAUUGGUUGCACUUCACAGGGAUCUCUUUAUUUGGUGACCAACAAUGGUCUUUCUGUGGUUUUGCCUUCUGUCACUGUUUCAUCAAAUUCUCUGCCUUAUGAGUCUGUUGCCAGGUUGCAACCUGACAGUCUUCUUGGCACUGCUAACCAAGUAAAAGAUUUGGACCUCAAAGAAUCUGUGUGUCCAUGGUCACCCUGGCAAGUUGAAGUUUUGGAUAGGAUUCUUCUAUAUGAAAGCAUAGAUGAGGCAGACCGCCUAUGUUCUGAGAAUGGGUGGGACUUGAAAGUUGUGCGGAUGCGUCGGUUUCAAAUGACGUUGCAUUAUUUGAGAUUUGAUGAACUAGAGCGAUCUCUAGAAAUGCUUGUGGAUGUUGAUUUGGAAGAAGAAGGAAUUCUGAGAUUACUCUUUGCUGCCGUACAUCUCAUGUUCCAAAAAGCUCGUAAUGAUAAUGAUAUUUCAGCCGCAUCAAGGCUUCUUGCACUUGGCACACACUUUGCGACAAGAAUGAUCCAUCAAUAUGGGUUGGCUGAGUUCAAGAGAAAUGCUACUACAUUCAAUGACUUCAGUAGCAGCCAAGAAAUUUCCAUUCUCCCGCAUUUUCCUUUUCGAAUGCAAAAUGAAUUGGAGUAUUCAAGAAAACUUCAUGAGAUGUCUCACUUUUUGGAGAUAAUAAGAAAUCUGCAUUGCCAUCUUAGUUCAAAAUUUAAGAGGCCAUGUCAGGAAUUGGUAGCUGGGGAGGCAUCAAUAUCGGACCAAACCAGUCAGGUGCUGGAUGAACCUCAGUUUGUUUCUACAGAUAUAAUUCCAUCAGGGAGUACAAGUCAAUAUGAACUUUCACUUCCUUCAAAUGAUUUGAACUCUAAUGUCAUGGAUGGUCUUGUCAUGAUGCCGAUGAUUUCUGAAUCCCAAAUGGAUUCAGAAGAUGUAGAUGGAGACUCAGCUGUUGUACCACAAGGAGUCUUUGAAAAGAAAGUCGUCCCGUUGGAGAAUCCUAACCAGAUGAUUGCACGUUGGAAGUCAGAUAAGUUACCACUUAAAACUGUUGUUAAAGACGCUCUUCUCUCUGGCCGUCUUCCUUUGGCUGUUCUUCAACUACACAUUAAUCAUGUGAGAGAAUUAAUUGGAGACGAUGAACCUCAUGAUACGUUUUCUGAAAUUCGUGACAUUGGAAGAGCUAUUGCUUAUGAUCUCUUCCUAAAGGGUGAGACUGGGGUUGCCAUUGCUACACUGCAGAGACUUGGAGAUGACAUUGAAGUUAGCCUCAAACAGUUGUUGUAUGGUACAAUUAACAGAACUUUUCGAGUGGAAAUUGCUACGGAGAUGAAAAAAUAUGGUUAUCUGGGGCCAUUUGACCAAAGGAUGAUGGAUAUAAUAUUACAUAUUGAGAGGCUCUACCCAAGCAGUAAUUUCUGGAAAACAUUUCUGAGCAGGCAGAAAGCAAAUAUGGGAUUCCCAUCACGUUCUAACAGCCCAGGAGAAAAUGAUUUGAAGACAUUACGUUUCCAUUUAAUCAACAAUACUAUCAUUGAUUGUGGUGAGGUUGAUGGUGUUAUUUUAGGUUCGUGGCCCAAUGCAAAUGAGAGCUCUCCUGUCCUGGAGAUCAAUGAAGAUAAUGUUCAUAUGGGAUAUUGGGCUGCAGCUGCGAUUUGGACAAACACGUGGGAUCAACGAACAACCGAUCGUAUAUUACUGGAUCAAUCUUUGGAUAUUGGUACCCACGUGACAUGGGAAUCCCAACUCGAUUACCAUAUAUGCCAUGAUAACUGGGAUGGAGUAUCGAGACUUCUCGACGUGAUUCCUGUUGCUAAUUUGUUGGAUGGGAGUCUCCAAAUAAGCUUAGAUGGUCUACAGACAGCUACAGCAGUUGGGUGCAACAGAGAGUCUUCUUUUUACAGCAAUUACUUGUACUCUCUUGAAGAGUUGGAUGCUAUUUGCUUGUAUAUUCCCAACGCCAAAAUUUUCAGAUUCUCAACCAAUAUUAUGUGCUCCAAAUGGUUGGGUAUGCUCUUGGAGGAGAAGCUUGCAACGCAUUUUAUAUUUCUGAAGGAAUAUUGGGAAGGCACAAUGGAGCUGGUACCUCUUCUUGCUCGUUCUGGCUUCAUUACACACAGACUUGAUGAGAUUGCUUCUGUGGAUGAUCACAUCAGCAGUUUAGUUGACCAAAGUUUCUCAAACAAGGGUGGAGCAUUUUCUGUUGAUUCUGUGCAAGCAUUGUAUAAAGUUUUCAUACAUCACUGUUCACAGUAUAACUUGCCCUUUCUUCUGGACCUUUAUCUGGACCAUCAUAAACUGGUUAUUGAUAAUAAUUCAGUUCGUUCGCUACUGGAAGCUGCAGGAGAUUGUCAAUGGGCAAGAUGGCUACUUCUGUCGAGGGUCAGGGGCUGUGAAUAUGAUGCAUCAUUUUCUAAUGCUCGCUCAAUAAUGUCACUGAAUUUAGUUCAUGAUCCUAACCUCAGUGUACGGAAUAUUGAUGAGAUUAUUUCUACUGUUGCUGACAUUGCUGAAGGAGCGGGAGAAAUGGCAGCCCUAGCAACUCUAAUGUAUGCUCCUUCUCCAAUCCAAGAUUGUUUGAAUAGCAGUGGUGUAAACAGACAUAGUAGCUCGUCAGCCCAAUGUACUCUUGAAAACCUUAGGCCAGUCCUGCAACGAUUCCCUACAUUGUGCCGUGCCCUAGUUACAUCGGCUUUCCAGCAAGAUACAACUUGCAAUUUCUUGGGUCCAAAAUCGAAGAAUGCUUUAUCCGAAUAUCUACAUUGGCGUAACAUCAUCUUUUUUUCUGCUGGACGUGACACUUCACUUUUACAUAUGCUACCAUGCUGGUUUCCAAAGGCAGUUAGGAGAUUGCUUCAGCUCUAUGUUCAGGGUCCUCUUGGAUGGCAAUCACUCUCAGCUUUGCCAACGGGGCAGACAUUAUGGGAGAGGGAGGUUUAUUUUUUUAUGAAUGAUGAUGAGCAUUCUGAAAUCAGUCCAAUCUCUUGGGAAGCAACCAUUCAGAAGCACAUUGAAGAUGAGCUAUAUGAUUCAUCUCUCAAGGAAACUGGACUUGGGCUUGAGCACAAUUUGCAUCGUGGACGUGCAUUAUCAGCUUUUAACCAUCUUCUUGCUGCUAGAGUUCAGAAACUAAAAUCAGAGAUUCAGUCAAGUUCAGCUACUGGACAGUCAAAUAUACAGUUGGACCUACAGACACUUUUUGCUCCUUUGACACCAAGGGAACAGUCUCUUCUUUCUUCUAUUAUUCCACUUGCCAUUACACAUUUUGAGAACUCUGUGUUAGUUGCUUCGUGUGCCUUUCUCCUGGAGCUAGGUGGUUUAUCUGCCAGUAUGCUCCGUGUAGAUGUUGCAACUUUAAGAAGAAUAUCUACAUUUUACAAGUCUGGGCAAUCCUUUGAGAAUUUCAGGCAACUUUCACCAAAGGGUUCUGCUUUUCAUCCAGUACCCCUAGAAUCUGAUAAAAUAGAGACUCUUGCUCGAGCUCUAGCUGAUGAGUAUCUGCACCAGGAAAGUUCAAGUAUUAAAAAACCAAAGGGAACUUCUGAUUCAGAACCUCCAAAACGUUGUCCACAGGUGCUUUUGGUCGUUCUACAGCAUCUGGAAGAGGUUAGUCUUCCCCAAGUGGUCGAUGGAAAUUCAUGUGGAUCGUGGCUAUUAAGUGGCAAAGGUGAUGGAACUGAGCUCAGAAAUCAGCAAAAAGCUGCAAGCCAUUACUGGAAUUUAGUUAUAGUCUUUUGUCGGAUGCAUAGCCUUCCUCUAAGUUCAAAGUAUCUUGCUUUGUUAGCAAGGGACAAUGACUGGGUUGGAUUUUUAACUGAGGCUCAUGUUGGCGGGUACCCUUUUGACACAGUUAUCCAAGUUGCGUCAAAGGAGUUUAGUGAUCCACGUCUCAAAAUCCAUAUAUUAACCGUAUUGAAGGCUGUUCAGUUAAGAAAAAGCCCUGGCCCUUCAUCACACUCUGACACUGAAGAGAAAAAAGGCCGAACCACCUUUUUAGAUGGAAAUAUGUAUAUUCCUGUUGAGCUUUUUACAAUUUUAGCUGAAUGUGAGAAGAAGAAAAACCCUGGAAAAGCUCUCUUGAUAAAGGCAGAGGAGUUGUCCUGGUCUAUUCUGGCAAUGAUUGCUUCUUGCUUCUCGGAUGUGUCUCCAUUAUCCUGUCUUACUGUUUGGCUAGAAAUUACUGCAGCAAGGGAAACUACAUCCAUUAAGGUAAAUGAUAUUGCAUCCCAGAUUGCAGAAAAUGUUGGGGCAGCAGUAGAAGCUACCAAUACUUUGCCAGUUGGGUGUAGAUCGCCUGCAUUUCAUUACUGCCGGAAAAAUCCCAAACGAAGGCGAACCAUGGAUUUUAUUUCUGAGGAACAAUCUGUUGGAGUGAUGUCUGAUAAUAUCGGUGCUUCAACAGGUGCAUCGACUAAUGUUUCAGGUGACUGUAUUGUCAAGGAAGAAGGAAAGAUGGUUCAGGAAUGCAAACGUAUUUCUGUUUCAUAUGAUUCAGAUGAAGCUGCAUCAUCUCUGUCCAAGAUGGUUUCUGUGCUUUGUGAACAGCAACUAUACUUGCCUCUGUUGAGGGCUUUUGAGAUGUUCCUUCCUUCAUGUUCCCUGCUAUCAUUCAUCCGUGCACUUCAGGCAUUUUCGCAAAUGCGUUUAGCUGAAGCUUCAGCCCAUUUAGGUUCUUUUUCGGUACGAGUUAAGGAUGAAGCAAGCUAUUCUCAUUCAAAUGUUGAGGGAGAAGAAAAUAUUGGGACAUCAUGGACUGGGUCCACUGCCAUCAAGGCUGCCGAUGCUGUACUGUCUGUUUGUCCAUCUCCAUAUGAAAGAAGAUGCCUACUGAAACUUCUAGCUGCAACUGAUUUUGGAGAUGGUGGAUUUGCUGCCACAUACUAUCGACGACUAUAUUGGAAAAUCAAUUUAGCAGAGCCUUCAUUACGUAUUGAUGAUGGCCUGCACCUCGGAAAUGAGGCUCUAGAUGAUGCAUCACUUUUAACAGCGCUAGAAAAUAAUGGACAUUGGGAGCAAGCACGCAAUUGGGCAAAGCAACUGGAAGCUAGUGGGGGUUCUUGGAAAUCAGCUAGUCAUCAUGUCACAGAAACUCAGGCCGAAUCGAUGGUAGCAGAAUGGAAGGAAUUCUUGUGGGAUGUUCAAGAAGAGAGGGUUGCAUUGUGGGGUCACUGCCAGGCACUCUUCAUCAGAUAUUCCUUUCCUGCUCUACAGGCUGGAUUGUUUUUCCUCAAACAUGCAGAAGCUGUGGAGAAAGAUCUUCCAGCCAAGGAGCUUCAUGAACUAUUAUUACUUUCCUUGCAAUGGUUAAGCGGGAUGUUUACCAUGUCCUAUCCGGUUUAUCCAUUGCAUCUCCUACGAGAAAUUGAGACCAAGGUCUGGCUGUUGGCUGUAGAAUCAGAAGCUGAACUGAAAAGUGAACGGGAGCUGAACAUCAGUGGCUCCAGCCGGGAAUGUACAACUAGGAAUAGCUCAAGUAUUAUCGACUCAACUGCUAGUAUGAUAUCAAAAAUGGAUAAACAUAUAAGCACAAUGAAGAAUAAAAAUAUGGAUAAACAUGAGGUGAGAGAAAACAGCCAGACUCAUCAUAAAAUUCAAGUUCUAGAUGCUGGUCUUUCAACUGCAGGAGGGGGGAAUACAAAGGCAAAAAGGAGGACCAAAGGUUCCAUGCUACUACGGCGGUCAUUAGUGGACUCUACAGACUUGAACACCAACCCUGAAGAUGGAUAUAUUUCUUCCAAUUUUAAAAAUGACUUGCAGUCACAAGAUGAGAACUCAAAAAUGGACACAUCAUUUUCAGGCUGGGAAGAAAGGGUUGGACCUGCAGAGGCAGAUAGAGCCGUUCUUUCAUUGCUAGAGUUUGGACAAAUUACGGCUGCCAAGCAGCUUCAACAAAAGCUGUCUCCUGGGCAAGUACCUUCAGAAUUCCUUCUUGUGGAUGCUUCCUUUAAGCUCGCAGCUCUAUCAACCCCCAAUCGUGAAGUUUCAAUGUCCAUGCUUGAUGGUGAUUUAAGUUCAGUUAUUCUUUCAUAUGAUAUUCCAGUUGAUCGGUAUCUCAACCCACUGCAGGUUUUGGAAACUUUAGCAACAAUUUUUGCUGAAGGUAGUGGACGUGGGCUUUGUAGAAGAGUAAUUGCAGUUGCAAAAGCUGCAAAUGUCUUGGGACUUUCAUUUUCAGAGGCAUAUAACAAACAACCGAUUGAACUAUUACAGCUGCUUUCUCUCAAGGCACAAGAGUCAUUUGAGGAGGCAAAUUCCCUCGUGCAGACUCACUCUAUGCCUGCUGCUAGUAUUGCUCAAAUUCUUGCAGAAUCCUUUCUCAAGGGCUUAUUGGCUGCACAUCGUGGAGGUUAUAUGGAUUCCCAGAAAGAUGAAGGACCUGCUCCUUUACUGUGGAGAUUCUCUGACUUCUUGAAGUGGUCAGAACUUUGUCCUUCUGAACCAGAGGUUGGGCACGCGUUAAUGCGUUUAGUAAUUACUGGACAAGAGAUACCACAUGCCUGUGAGGUUGAGCUAUUAAUUUUGUCUCAUCACUUCUACAAAUCAUCGGCUUGCCUUGAUGGGGUGGAUGUUCUCGUUGCUCUUGCUGCCACUAGAGUUGAGGCUUACGUAGCUGAGGGUGAUUUUGCAUGUUUAGCUCGACUGAUAACUGGAGUUGGAAACUUCUAUGCCCUUAGUUUUAUUCUUGGCAUUCUUAUCGAGAAUGGUCAACUAGAGCUUCUUCUUCAAAAGUUUUCAGCUGCUGUGAAUACAAGUGCCGGCAGUGCUGAGGCUGUCAGGGGCUUUCGCAUUGCAGUUCUUACAUCCCUCAAGCAUUUUAACCCCAAUGAUCUUGAUGCAUUUGCUAAGGUCUACAGCCAUUUUGACAUGAAACAUGAAACGGCUGCUCUUUUGGAGUCGCAGGCAGAGCAAUCUUGUGAGAUGUGGUUCCGCCGCUACGACAAGGACCAGAACGAAGACCUUUUAGAUGCCAUGCAUUACUACAUUAAAGCUGCUGAAGUUUAUUCCUCCAUUGAUGCUGGCAACAAAACUCGCCGAUCCUGUGCGCAGGCUUCUCUAGUGUCUCUUCAGAUUAGGAUGCCCGACUUUAAGUGGCUCUUCCAGACGGAAACCAAUGCCAGAAGAGCUCUCGUCGAGCAAUCAAGAUUCCAAGAGGCACUAAUUGUUGCUGAAGCUUAUGAUCUCGACCAGCCGAGCGAGUGGGCUUUAGUUAUUUGGAAUCAGAUGCUUAAACCAGAGAUUCUAGAAGAAUUUGUGGCUGAAUUUGUGACUGUGCUUCCACUCCAUCCUUCAAUGUUAGCUGACAUUGCAAGAUUUUAUAGGUCAGAAAUUGCCGCCCGUGGGGACCAGUCGCAAUUCUCCGUCUGGCUAACUGGGGGAGGGUUGCCUGCAGAGUGGGCAAAAUAUUUGGGAAGAUCAUUUAGAUGCUUGUUGAAAAGGACUCGGGAUUUGCGGCUCCGUUUGCAACUAGCUCAACUUGCUACUGGUUUUUUGGAUGUUAUUAAUGCUUGCACAAAAGCGCUUGAUAGGGUACCUGAGAAUGCCGGCCCUCUUGUGCUUAAGAAAGGGCACGGGGGUACGUAUCUUCCGCUAAUGUGAGUUGAAAAAUCAUGGAUGUUUACGACAAUGACGAUAAUGGUGACAACGACAUCAUGUUCACUUUUGUUGAUGCUUGGAAAGAACAACAAUGGUGACAAUGAGAAUGGCGAUAACUCCUUGUGAAUAAUUGGUCAUGGAACUUUACUACCUCUGUCCUGAUUUAUUUGUUGAUGGGAGGGGAGGAUGAGAUGGCCCAAGGAGGAUGUAUAGAGUAGCAAAAUCUGCAAAUCAGUUUAUUUAUUUCGAGAUUCCUGAUUCCUUUUUGUAGCUUUACUUCACAAGUCAGGUCUUUUGAAGCAACAAUCAUAUUAGGUCCAAUCCUAGAGAAGCCUUUUGUAUAUCAGUUUUGUGGGAUCUCUUUUCCAUUAUGCUUAUUGAUUGAUUUUUUUUCACUGUUAUUAUUUUCAUAUCACCUUGAUUUGUAUAAUAUUCAUAUGCAGUUGCAAAUUGUUUAUUUUAAUGGGAAUGUAUUUGUCUUUGUUUGUUU